This is a messenger RNA of Colletotrichum acutatum, 1482 nucleotides long. Its product is annotated as chitin recognition protein. Gene Ontology annotation, biological process: carbohydrate metabolic process. Bases 1 to 1482 code for a protein of 493 amino acids. The record is from RefSeq and is a predicted model, not a curated record. Gene Ontology annotation, cellular component: extracellular region. Gene Ontology annotation, molecular function: chitinase activity; chitin binding. Lineage: Eukaryota; Fungi; Ascomycota; Sordariomycetes; Glomerellales; Glomerellaceae. The transcript has 5 exons.
AUGGCGCUGUUUAGUGUGUUCGCCUUGUUGAGCAUAGCAGUCUCAUGGUGUUCUGCAGCUUUCGACCCAACUUCGAAGAACAAUGUUGUUGUCUACUACGGGCAAGGUCCGAAUCAGGGCGACCUGAUCAGCCAAUGCCAGCAGCCCGAGAUCGAUAUAAUUGUCCUCUCGUUCGUGCACCUAUUCCCAGCCCAGGCGAACGGAUACCCUGGAACAAAUUUUGGUAAUCGAUGCGGCGGCCAAGUUUACCCGGGCCCUGGCUUCAACGGUGUCCUCGACCCUUCGAAGGAUCAGUUGCAGUCAAACUGCCCUAGUCUUAAUGCACAGAUUCCAGUAUGCCAGCAGCAGUAUGGCAAGAAGAUCCUGCUGUCGCUCGGAGGCGGCGUAGUAUCAUACCAGCUCACAGGCAGAAACGAGGGUGAACUCCUGGCAACUUACUUGUGGUACAUGUUCGGACCGAAAGACCCCAACUGGACAGGACCUCGCCCAUUCGAUUACAACGGACAAGCGGUUGAGGUUGAUGGGUUCGAUAUGGAUAUAGAGCAUCCAUCCACAGACAACUCGGAAGGCUACAUUGCCCUGGUGACCCUUCUGCGUACAUUUUACGCAACAGCCUCGAAGCAAUACUAUCUGACUGGCGCUCCUCAAUGCGUCGUUCCAGAUGCCAAUAUGGCUGCUAUGAUCUCCGCCGCCAAGUUCGACAUGAUCUUUGUCCAGUUUUACAACACUCCUAGUUGCUCAGCUGCGACUUGGGCGGCUAGCAAUCCGUCCUACACCCCUGGUUCAACAUAUCAGCAAGCCGGGUUCACGUUCGAUGCCUGGGUUCAAUGGCUAUCAAACACCCCCAGUAGAGACGCAAAGGUGUUCAUCACCCUACCUGGUUCUUCAGAUGCUGCCAAUGCUGGGAACUACAUCACCCAUCAGCAGGCAAAUAAUCUCAUCAGCGCGUACUACUGCCGGCCAUCGUUCGGAGGUGUGGCUGUUUGGGAGGCAACUCGCGGUGACAGCAACCCUUACAACGGCAAAUCUUUCCAGGCCACCAUGAAGACUUGGCUGCAGGGGGCCGCAGCAGACACGCGACUCGCAAGCUGCCAAGUAGCAUCUUCUAACCAACCUUCAACACCGACAUCACCGACACAGCCCAACCCCGGCGCGCCUGGUUCUUGCGGUUCCGGUAUUGGAUCUUGCGGUAGCGGAUACUGCUGCAGUGCAUAUGGAUACUGCGGGACGGAAAGUGCUUACUGCGGAACGGGUUGCCAGCCGGGCUUCGGUACAUGCAGUGCGGGAGGCAGCUCAGGAGGCAGCUCAGGCAGCGGCGGGGGUUCGGGGCUGCCGGUCGCAAGAGACGGAGUGUGCGGCGCAGGAAUAGCUACUUGCCGAGGCAACGGUGACUACCAAUGCUGUAGCAAAAAUGGAUGGUGUGGUAAUUCGGAUCUCUACUGCGGUGCUGGAUGCCAACCCGGAUAUGGCAUUUGCAGUUGA